AUGGCUUGUGUUUGUGCAGUGUUUACUGCCGUUGAACCCUUGUUCAAUGUUGAAGGGGUUUACUUGAUUAUAAAAUAUAAGUUCAGCCUCUUCGCUACCAUAGCAACUGAUUCAAGCAUUUCAGAGUACACAAAUUGUUCAUAUUCUCAGAUUAACCAGAAGAUGUCCGAUAAUAUUGUUGUGUCUUCACUUAAUAUGGAACUUAUGGAUUGCCCAAUAUGCUGUGAACCCUUAACAACUCCAAUUAUUCAGUGUGAAAAUGGGCAUGCAACAUGCAACGCAUGCUCGGAGAAGACUCAAAAGUGCCAUUCUUGCACCCUGCCUAUCGGGAGAAUGAGGAACCGGAUUCUGGAAGAUGUUGCUGAGUCUUUGAGAGUUUGUUGCGCGUUCAAGAAUUAUGGAUGCCCAGAAACUGUUAGGUACCCCGAUAAGAUCAACCACGAAAAGUUAUGUUCUUUUAUAGAGUGUUCAUGCCCCAUUGAAGUUUGCAAUGUCAAGGGAACAUCUGAAAUGAUUUAUGCUCACUGUAAAGUGAUGCAUAAAGAUUUUGUGAAGCCGUUUGUUUUUUGUCGUAAAUUCCAUGUUUCUGUCCGGCUGAAUGAUAAUUGUUUUAUUCUCCAAGAGGAUAACACCGACAUUGUGUUUAUUCUGAACAACACAAUUUGUUCUUAUGGGAAUAUUCUUACAAUGUGUUGUCUUGGACCGUUAGCAACUGGAUGCUGCCCUUAUGAAAUUGAAGUGAAUGCCAACUCAAGUCACAAGUUUCACAGUGCUACCCAGAACAUUCAAGGCACCAUCAAUUAUUAUCGUUCUUUUUCAGGUUUCCUUCUUGAUAGUGACCACAAAUUUUUCGUUGACGGUAUGAUCAAGAUGGAGUUUUGUGUUUAUCGCGCACUAGAGCUUGCUUAA
Messenger RNA from Mercurialis annua (annual mercury), 909 nucleotides. Its product is annotated as E3 ubiquitin-protein ligase SINA-like 10. The transcript has 5 exons. Gene Ontology annotation, molecular function: zinc ion binding. The record is from RefSeq and is a predicted model, not a curated record. Lineage: Eukaryota; Viridiplantae; Streptophyta; Magnoliopsida; Malpighiales; Euphorbiaceae. The coding region runs from base 1 to 909 and encodes 302 amino acids.